This is a messenger RNA of Didymodactylos carnosus, 432 nucleotides long. The record is from the annotation of a GenBank genome assembly. NCBI's taxonomy places the organism in Eukaryota, Metazoa, Rotifera, Eurotatoria, Philodinida, Philodinidae.
AUGAAAACACGGAUUAUCGAACACGCUGAAUCUCGUGGCAAUGUUUUACUCUCUUUUGCACCAGUAAUAUAUUUAGAAAACUAUACUUAUCUUGCCAUUGUGGCUUUAGGAGUUGAAAUAAAUAGUAUUUUUAUACAUUUUCGUCAAAUUCUUUUAUUUUUGGAUUUAAAACAGACAAUUAUGUAUAGAAUUAAUUUUUUUAUCAACAUGGGAACAUUUAUUAUAUUUCGAUUUGUGGGUGUUGGAUGGAUGAUAAAAUGGUUUAUUAUAAAUCGUUUAGAUGUACCAGUUAUGUUAAAUUUGUUUAUAACAUCUGGAUUAAUCCUUAUGACUAUAAUUAAUGUUAUAUUAAUUUAUCGAUUAAUACUACGUGAUUUUAUUCAAUCAUCAGCAACAAUAAAAAAUAAACAUGAACUAUCAAAAGAUCAUUAA